This is a messenger RNA of Apus apus (common swift), 2371 nucleotides long. Its product is annotated as cytochrome P450 1A4-like. NCBI's taxonomy places the organism in Eukaryota, Metazoa, Chordata, Aves, Apodiformes, Apodidae. Gene Ontology annotation, biological process: hormone biosynthetic process; progesterone metabolic process. The record is from RefSeq and is a predicted model, not a curated record. The transcript has 7 exons. Bases 78 to 1658 code for a protein of 526 amino acids. Gene Ontology annotation, molecular function: heme binding; oxidoreductase activity, acting on paired donors, with incorporation or reduction of molecular oxygen, reduced flavin or flavoprotein as one donor, and incorporation of one atom of oxygen; iron ion binding.
GGUACCUGCCCGGAGGAUCGGUCCCCACCCCCCCUCAACCCCCCCGGCCGCUCCGAGGUCCCUGCACGCCAGCAGUGAUGAAGGCUGCAGUGACACUGGUGGGAAGCCAAGGCAUUGUCUCGGCCACCGAGGUCCUCCUGGCAGCUGCUGUCUUCUGCCUGGUCUUCCUGCUCAUCCAGUCCCUCCAGCAGCACGUGCCCCAGGGGCUGAAGAGCCCCCCAGGACCCAGAGGCUUCCCCAUCCUUGGCAACGUGCUGGAGCUGAGGAAGGACACACACCUGGUCCUGACCAGGCUGAGCCAGCAGUACGGGGACGUGAUGCAGGUCAGGAUUGGCAGCCGGCCCGUCCUGGUGCUGAGCGGGCUGGACACCAUCAGGCAAGCCCUGGUGAAGCAAGGAGAAGACUUCAUGGGUCGUCCUGACCUCUACAGCUUCCAAUACAUUUCAAACGGGCAGAGCCUGGCCUUCAGCCCCGACUCAGGGGAGGUGUGGAAAGCCCGCAGAAAGCUGGCCCAGAACGCCCUGAAGACCUUCUCCAUCGCCCCCAGCCCCACCUCCUCUUCCACCUGCCUCCUGGAGGAGCACGUCUCCAAGGAAGCUGACUACCUGGUCACCAAGUUCCUGGAGGUGAUGGAGAAGGAGAAGAGCUUUGACCCUAACCAAUACCUGGUGGUCUCUGUGGCCAACGUCAUCUGUGCCAUCUGCUUUGGCAAACGUUACGACCACAGCGACCAAGAGCUGCUCAGCGUGGUGAACCUCAACAAUGAUUUUGGGGACGUGGCAGCUUCUGGCAACCCUGCUGACUUCAUCCCUGUGCUCCAGUACCUUCCCAGCCGCACCAUGCAGCUCUUUAAGGACAUCAACAGGCGUUUCAACUUCUUUGUGCAAAAAAUUGUCCAGGAACAUUAUACCAGCUUUGAUAAGGAGCACAUCCGGGACAUCACAGACUCACUGAUUGAGCACUGCCAGGAGAAGAGCGUGGGCGAGGAUGCCCAGGUCCCCCUCUCCAACGAGAAGAUCAUCAACAUUGUCUAUGACCUCUUUGGGGCUGGCUUUGACACUGUGACAACUGCCUUAUCCUGGAGCCUCAUGUAUGCUGCCUUGUAUCCUGACAUCCAGAAGAAGAUCCAGGAAGAACUAGACCAGACCAUUGGCCAGGAGAGAAGACCGAGGCUGUCAGACCGGGGCACCCUGCCCUACCUGGAAGCCUUCAUCCUGGAGAUGUUCAGACACUCCUCCUUCCUGCCCUUCACCAUCCCACACAGCACAACCAAGGCCACGGUGUUGAGCGGCUACUACAUCCCCAAGGACACCUGCGUGUUUGUCAACCAGUGGCAAGUGAAUCACGACGAGAAGCUUUGGAAGGACCCUUCAACCUUCAACCCUGAGAGGUUCCUCAACGCUGCGGGGACCGAAAUAAACAGGGUAGAGAGUGAGAAGGUGAUGACUUUUGGGCUGGGGAAGAGGCGAUGCCUCGGGGAGUCCAUCGGCCGCUGGGAGGUCUUCCUCUUCUUGGCCACCAUGCUGCAGCAGCUGGAGUUCAGCCUGCAGCCCGGGGAGAAGGUGGACAUCACUCCUCAGUAUGGACUGACAAUGAAAUACAAGAGAUGCGAGCGCUUCCAGAUUAAGAAACGUUCCCCCAUGAAGAGCUCUCUGUGAGAAGAAAGCCAGUGGGACACGCAGCCUGCUUUUUGCCAACGCUCUCAAGAAGCCAGCACGGCCCUCCCUCCCUGUGUGGCUUCACUGGAGGCUUGUUCAGCUCAUGCAAAUGCCAAGGAUGAAGCUGGCUUUGUUGGGCUCCUCAUCAUCCCCCCCCAAGCCAGCUCCCUCACCCUUUGCCUACAGGAAAGCUCACCAGAGGUCCAAGCUGCCCACCCUUGGAGGUCCAGCCCCACCGUGGGGUUGUGGAGGAUGCUUUGGGCUGUUGGGUGGAAUAGCCCAGUGCCACGGGCAGAGCAGGAGCUGCUGCAGGCAACUGCCAAAGGGGAAUCAACCUGCAGGUUCUCCCCUAGGAAACCUGGCCAGCCAUUCCCCACGGGCUGCAAGGCUCUCCAGCUCAUUUGGCAGAGCUGUUUGCAAAGCCUCCAGCUCCUGCUGCCGAUGGGAACGGGCUCUCCUGCUGCUCCAGCUGCCUUCCAAAGGGCUCUCAAGGUGCCAGAGGCCAGACCUGCCCCUGCACCACCAACCAACCUUCUCCAGAAGGUGCUGGGCAUGCUCUUGCACUGCUCAAUCCCCUUGAAUAUUCAUCCAUGAAGUGAAGCCUGAGCCUUUCUACCAAUCCUUGGUGGCAACCAACUAGAGAAAGAAAUAAAACCUGCCUUUCAGAUCAUGUAUUUGCUGCUUUUUUAAAAAUAAAAUUCAUAUUUUUUUUA